Miscanthus lutarioriparius is the source of this 747-nucleotide messenger RNA. NCBI's taxonomy places the organism in Eukaryota, Viridiplantae, Streptophyta, Magnoliopsida, Poales, Poaceae. The record is from the annotation of a GenBank genome assembly.
AUGGUGCCAUCGGUGGCGGCGUCGACGACGAACCGGGAAGAAGCGACGACGAUGAAGCUGAAGCCGCAGGUCGACGAGGAGGAGAAGAGGAACAAGCAGAUUGUUAUUCCCCAUGCGUUGCAGUGGAUAAUGGCGGCGUCCUCGUCGUCGCCGCAGACACUGACGAUCGAGGAGGCGAACAGGAAGUCGGGGAUGCGCCGCGCCGGGUUCUGGUUCUGUGCCGUCUACAUGCUGCCUCUCUGCAUCGGCGUCACCUCGUUCCUGGCCUACGAGUUCCACAGGAACGACCACGUCUUCCCCAGAAGCGCGCCGUGGCGCCCGCCGGCCGUCGUCGCGUGGGGCGUCUACAUGGCGCUGGUGAUGGAGUCGUUCUUUUUCAUGUCCCUGUUCCUGCCCCGCGCGCCCGUCGCCCUGCGGGAUGCUGUCGUCAAUGUCGGCGUGGGUUGCUUCGGCGUACCACUGUGGUGGAUCGUCAUCCUGGCGGCAUGCGUUAGCGGACACACCUGGAUGGGCGUCGUCCUGGCUUUCGUCUUCGCUGUCCUCUUCCGCUCUGCUCGUUUAGGCUUGUUUGGCUGAUAAGCUAUGGCUGAAAGUACCGUUGAUUGAUUUGGUGUGAGAGAAAAAUACUAUUUAUUGACUGAAAAAGUACAGCUUAUAAGCCAAAUAAGCCCAAGCGAAUAGGUGUUCACUGCUGUCCUUGCGCUCUGGGUCUGGCUUGUUCGCAUCAUCGAUCGGCUUUAUUAUUAG